Molecule: messenger RNA, 3405 nt
Organism: Pundamilia nyererei
Lineage: Eukaryota; Metazoa; Chordata; Actinopteri; Cichliformes; Cichlidae
Gene: nlk1
Product: nemo-like kinase, type 1
Exons: 9
Coding region: 576-1670 (364 amino acids)
Biological process (GO): protein phosphorylation
Molecular function (GO): MAP kinase activity; ATP binding
Source: RefSeq, a predicted model, not a curated record
GGGCUGGAUGCUGAUUGGCUGUUACCAUGUGGCGCACCUGUGUCAGGAAGCACCUGCAUUUAUCCUCGUUUAUUCUGGGUUUUCUUUUCCUUUAAUUUGUCACCCAGUGUUUACAGCAGAGUGGGAAAAAAAUAAAAUCAUCCACCCUCCCCAUCCGGCUUCACCUGCUCCUCCUACAGGCUAGCCGGGCUAAGCUGUCGCUGUAGUCCGGAGCCGAAGCCCUGCUGGGUCGAAGCCCCGCUCGGAACCUGCCGCUGGAUGAACCUCCACCCGGAAAAGAGGAGAAACCGCCUAUAUGGACGCUUCUUCUCCGCCUGUGACGGCGCCGCGGCCAGCUAGUGAGCAGCCCGCAGCUAGCUGCAGCUAGCGGCUCCGCUGGCUAACCAUCCCGGCUAGCUCGAGGAUUUAACUCGGCUUUUCUCGCCUUCUUUAAGCCCGUUUCCGUGUCAUGCUAUCGGCUGCUUAACCGAGUCAGGCUGGGCAUGCUUAGCGGGGAGCUGCGGGUCCUCCGAGCCUAGCAGCAGCAGGCAGCGGCAGAUAACGCGACCGUGUCCGGGUGGUGCUCCGGGAGGAGGAUGGCAUUUCACGGCGCAGGCCGGCAGACCGUGUGUGGAGACCUAUUUCCGGGCUCUGAGCUGGGCCACAAGUAUUUCUGCGUGAGCUCCUCCUGCGGAGCCCCCUCCACGGGCCUCAGCGCCACACCGUGCCUCACCGGACCCACCGCCCCGGCAGGGACCCCUCGUCACCCCACAGCCCUCGGAGGAAGCACCGGCGGCGGCGCGGCGGUGCCUCAGCCCUACAGCAACCCAGCCAGCGAGGUGCCGAGCCCCGCAGAGAUGGAGCCAGACCGACCCAUCGGUUAUGGCGCAUUUGGAGUUGUUUGGUCGGUGACCGAUCCUCGGGACGGCCGGAAGGUGGCUUUGAAGAAGAUGCCCAACGUCUUCCAGAACCUGGUCUCCUGCAAGAGGGUCUUCAGAGAGCUGCGGAUGCUGUGCUUCUUCAAACACGACAAUGUUCUGUCGGCUCUGGACAUUCUGCAGCCUCCGCAGAUCGACUGCUUCGAGGAGAUCUACGUGAUAACAGAGCUGAUGCAGAGCGACCUCCACAAAGUGAUCGUGUCUCCUCAGCCGCUCACCACGGACCACAUCAAGGUCUUCCUCUACCAGAUCCUCCGAGGUUUGAAGUACCUGCACUCCGCUGGGAUCCUGCACAGAGACAUCAAACCCGGAAACCUGCUGGUCAACAGCAACUGCCUGCUCAAGAUUUGUGACUUCGGCCUGGCGCGCGUGGAGGAGCCCGACCCGUCACGUCACAUGACGCAGGAGGUGGUGACUCAGUACUACAGGGCGCCGGAGGUGCUGAUGGGCUGCCGGCACUACAGCUCGGCCAUCGACGUGUGGUCGGUGGGCUGCAUCUUCGCCGAGCUGCUGGGGCGACGCAUCCUCUUCCAGGCUCAGAGUCCCAUUCAGCAGCUGGACCUGAUCACCGACCUGCUGGGAACGCCGCCUCUGUCGGCCCUGGCAGCGGCCUGCGAGGGCGCCCGGGCCCACAUCCUGAGGGGGCCGCACAAACCGCCGUCGCUGUCGGUGCUCUACAUGCUGUCUGACGGAGCGACCCACGAGGCCGUGCACCUCCUCUGCCGGAUGCUGGUCUUUGAUCCGGUGAGUUGAUGCUGAGCUGAUGUCCGGCUCCUCCGGCGCUGUCGUCUUCUGACCUUCAGCUCGUUCUGUUUAAUGUUUGCUGUUGUGACCCAAACGUGGACACCUCGGUCUGAAUUAACGCUGCAGCUGUUUUACUCCAACGAACAGCUUUAAGUCGCAUCGCCUGUAACGGCGAGGUCUGCUCGGCUUUGGUUCCCGCUCGGUGCCCUCGCCGCUUCUUUCAGGGUGUAAGUUUGGUGAGCGGCACACGCCAUUGGCUACGAGUCUCUAGAUGUUAGAAGAAGGAAGAGGAGUCGGCGACCCUGGCAGGAAGCUCGGAAGAGAGCGAGCAUGACGGCGGUAAAUCUCUGGGUUUUUAGUCGUUGGCGAGUGAUUUGGCGAGCGGGUCUUGUGGACUUGUAAGUAACACCAGCUGAUUGAUGGGUCUUCAGGGUUUUUCCUCGUCACAGUUUGGGGUUCAGGAGAGCCACGUACUGUUGCUGUUACCAGAUAUCAUAUUUACUGCUGAGGAAAUGAAACCCUGGACAGUUAUCGCUGAGCUGUAGCAGCUGAGGCGACUCGGUGACGUCAGCACAGAAAAGGUUUCUGUCCCACUGAUAAGUAUCCAUUGUGAUGUAACUCACUACUGCAGCCAGAAGGUGGAACUCUAAGCGGUGCAGCCCAGAUGUUUCCACAGCUGUGCUUUUGUCACAGCUGUUGUCUCUCUCAACACCGUGGAUUUAAAAACCAAACAGAUGCUUGAAGUGCAGAUUUUCAUCUUUCAUUCGAGGAACUGGACCGAUUUUUGUUUUGUUAGCGUUUCGUCUCAGUGGAUUUAAUGCAGCUCGUCUGACAUUUUAAAUCUUCUGCUCACACCGAGACCUUAACUCUGUGCCCGGGUUGCGCCUUGUAUCUGUGGAUAUUUGCGCUGUAUGAAAAGCAGCACGUGCACGGCCUUUCCGUGAAAGUGGUGACACGAUCGAGCACAGCUGUUGAUCCACUGCCAAACUCAGGUGUCACUCGUUAGCUGAGCGCUGGUUUUAGUCCAGCAGGACAGAUGUUCACGUGACACCCGGCUGAAUGUGUGUGACUGGUAGUUUGCUUGAGGGUGUUGCACAGGGCUCAGUACUUGGGCUCUACCCCUGUCCCUACUUCUGCUGUCUUUGACAGGUUCGAGCCAGUUUCCUUGCUCUGCCUGCAGGAGCUGGUUGCUCACAUGAAGCCCUCAGGUUCCCCUUAUGAUGCUCUCCCUCCUCGAUUUUUCAAAGAGGUUUUUCUCACUAUAGCAUCAGCUGUACAAUCUAUUGUAAAUAGUAGUUUGUCCUCUGGUGUUGUACCUGUCAAUCUCAAACAUGCGGUGAUUCAGCCUCUACUCAAGAAACCUGCUCUUGAUCCUGAUAUUAUUGCGAAUUACAGACCUAUUUCCAAACUGCCUUUUAUCUCAAAGAUUCUUGAAAAGGUAGUUUACAAGCAAUUAAUGUCCUUCCUAGAAGAACACGGUGUUUUAGAAGUUUUCCAAUCUGGUUUUAAAGCUUUACAUAGUACCGAAUCUGCCCUUUUAAGAGUUUUUAAUGAUGUGUUUUUGGCAAAUGACUCAGGUGACUGUGUUAUUAUCGUGCUGUUAGAUUUAACUGCUGCUUUUGAUACAGUGGAUCAUAAUAUUUUAAUUUCCCGUUUAGAGCAGUUGGUGGGUAUGCGGAGUGCUGCACUGCAGUGGCUCAGAUCCUAUUUGGCAGAGCGAACUUUCUCGGUGAAACUCGGGGAG